AUGCAGGCUGCAGGGCUGAAUGCAUAUCCGCCAGCAUCCAAGAGCGAAGACACCAUCGUUACCGUCACACCGCACCAACUGGAGCAUGUCUACUCGGCCUCAGCAGAUAGCGCAAAGUCCAAGCUGGGCGGUGGUCCAGUUGCCAUCCCCCAUCUUAAUUCUUGGCUGAAGAACAAUGCCCCAGGCACACGGUCACGCAUGGCCAAACAGGUCAAAGACUAUGCAGAGCAGGCCCGCAAGUUCAUCUUCCGCAUCAAGGACGUACCCCCGAGCAAGGACGGUCGGCACAUUCAACUGGACCCUUGUCGCAAAGACGCCCUCGUAGAUGAGCGCACGGGACAGCCAUACACCAGCAACUGGAUCCGAUCUACACGGUACUCUGCCUGGAACUUUGUGCCCCGUCAGCUCGUGGCCCAGUUCUCCAAGCUAGCAAACUUUUACUUUCUUGUCAUUGCCAUUUUGCAGAUGAUACCUGGCCUUAGCACUACUGGUAAAUUCACAAUGAUCGUACCGCUAAUGUUUUUUGUCACGCUGUCCAUUGCAAAGGAGGGAUAUGAUGAUCUCAGGAGGUAUCGGCUCGACAAGGCGGAAAACAACCGGGAAGCCCAGGUGUUGCGGGCGGGCCCGUCCAAGACCCUCAACUGGGAGAAGAUCAAGUGGCAGGACAUCAACGUUGGCGACAUCAUCAGGCUCAAUCGAAACGACACGGCGCCCGCUGACUUGGCGCUUCUCCACUCGACCGGCGAGAACAAUGUCGCUUUUGUCGAGACCAUGGCACUGGAUGGCGAGACGAACCUAAAGAGCAAGCAAACGGCUGCAUCCGUCUCCAAGUCCAUCAUCGACCAGGAAGACGUCCUCAGCACCCCAGCCGAGUUUGUGGUAGAGGACCCGAACCGUGACUUGUACAACUUCGAAGGCCGUGUCAUACUCGACGGAAAGCAGGCACCACUCACACUCGGCGAGAUCAUCUUCCGAGGCAGCAUCCUGAGAAACACGCCUGAUGCGAUUGGCACGGUCAUCUACUCUGGAGAAGAGUGUCGCAUCCGUAUGAACGCCAACAAGAACCCCCGUAUCAAGGCUCCAUCUCUACAAGGACUCGUCAACCGCAUUGUUAUUCUUCUUGUAGUUUUCGUUGUGCUUCUCGCAGUCUUCAACGCUGUUGCGUACCGCAUCUGGCAGAGUAACGAGAAUAAAAUGUGGUACCUCGCAAACACGUCGGUGGCUCUCUUCCCCAGCAUCACUGCCUUCAUCAUCAUGUUCAACAACAUGAUCCCGCUGUCGCUGUACAUCAGCUUGGAGAUUGUCAAGCUUGCGCAGAUGUGGUUCUUGCACUCGGACAUUGACAUGUACGACCCCGUCUCGGAUACGCCCUGCGAACCACGGACUUCGACCAUCAACGAAGAGCUUGGCCAAGUCAGCUACAUCUUUUCCGACAAGACGGGCACCCUUACGGACAACUCGAUGAAAUUUCGGAGGCUCAGCGUCGCGGGUACAUCAUGGCUGCAUGAUGCCGAUCUGCAGAGCACUAUCCAGAAAAAGCUAAUACACAAGACAAGAAGGAAGGGCAAGCAACGCAGGCAAAGCUUCAAGUCAGCCAAGGCCAUUUCGUCCGAUGGAGCCACAGCCCCGGCGGUGGAAGUAACCGAACAAGCUGAGCCGGCCAAGACUACGCGAGAGCUACGCACAGAGGAUAUGCUUCGCUACAUCCAAAGAAAGCCACACACGCCGUUUUCAAGAAAGGCCCGUAUGUUUCUGCUGUCGCUCGCGCUGUGUCAUACCUGCUUGCCAGAAGUUCAAGAGGACGGCAAGACCCAAUUCAUGGCCUCGUCGCCGGAUGAGCUUGCGCUAGUACAGGCUGCACAAGACAUGGGCUUCCUGCUAAUCAACCGCGACGUCCACACCAUUACGCUUAAAAUCAUGCCCGCAGGAUCUGACUGUGAGCCUGUUUUGGAAGAGUACGAGAUACUAGAUGUAAUUGAGUUUUCCAGCAAGCGGAAGCGAAUGUCUAUUGUUGUGCGCUUCCCAGAUGGCAGAGCGUGCAUCAUCUGCAAGGGUGCUGAUUCGAUCCUCAUGCAGCGUCUCAAGUUGGCUUCACUGGCGAAUAAGAAGAUGGUUGAGAUUGAACGGCGCGCUAAUCUGCGCAAAAGCAUCGAAGUGCAGCAUGCAAUAGCCCGUAGGAGCGAACAAGUUGAGCGUUCAAACAGCGUUGUAGGUCGAAUGAGCAGCAUUGAUGGGCGGAGAAGCAUGACGCUUGGUCAAGCUGCGAGAGCCAGCCUCAACUUGGGCAGGCAAUCGUUCGCUCCCAGUAUUGCCGGUCGGGCAUCUCAAUCGGCAAGGGAGGAGGUCGACCAGUGGUUGCGCGAGCGCCAGUACGAUCGAAUGGACCUGUCAUCCGUCGAAAGCACUCCUGCGCAGACACCCCGUCCGUCCGGUGUGGAUCGGUUCAGCAUGGCAUUUUCAGAGGCUCGCAGCUCGAUGCAACUCGAAGACAUGGAGGCCAUGGUCGACGAAGGCCUUGCUGGUGAUGACACUGCCGUCAUUGAGCGCUGUCUUCAACACAUCAACGAGUACGCGACCGAGGGCCUUCGAACUCUGGUUUACGGAUACCGAUUCCUAAAUGAGGACGAAUACCAGCUGUGGAAGAAGGGCUAUCUCGAUGCUACCACGAGCCUCGUUGACCGGACACGCCGAAUUGAAGAGGCUGGUGAUUUGAUUGAACAGGAGCUGGAGCUGUGUGCCGCAACCGCCAUCGAAGACAAGCUGCAAAAAGGUGUACCUGAGGCCAUUGACAAGCUCCGGAGAGCCAAGAUCAAGAUGUGGAUGCUUACAGGUGACAAACGCGAGACGGCCAUUAACAUUGGUUACUCGUGCCGGCUGAUCAAGGAAUUCUCUACAGUCACGGUCCUCGACCACGAAGCCGGCGACGUGCCGGAGACGAUUGGCUCAGCUGUCUUGGCCAUCUCGCGCGGCACGGUAGCCCAUUCAGUCGUCGUGGUUGAUGGCCAGACGCUUUCCAAGAUUACCAGCAGCGAAACCCUCGAUGCUCUGUUCCACGAGCUGGCCGUCCUGGCAGACUCUGUCAUCUGCUGUCGCGCUUCGCCGUCGCAAAAGGCAGAGCUCGUCAAAAGCAUCCGCAAGCGCGUCAAGAAGAGCAUCACGCUGGCGAUUGGCGACGGAGCUAAUGACAUUGCAAUGAUCCAAGAAGCACAUGUUGGAAUUGGCAUCACUGGAAAAGAAGGUCUCCAGGCAGCGCGCACGAGCGACUACUCAAUCGCUCAGUUCCGCUUCUUAACCAAACUGCUUCUCGUACACGGACAUUGGAACUACAUUCGCACGUGCAAGUACACCGUCAGCACAUUCUGGAAAGAGUUGUUUUUCUAUCUCGCGCAAGCGCUCUACCAACGAAGCGCCGGAUAUACCGGUACCUCGCUCUACGAAUCGUGGUCGCUCUCCAUGUUCAACACACUCUUUACGUCGCUGCCCGUCAUCUUCAUGGGUGUAUUUGAGAAGGAUCUCUCGGCCUCGACACUGCUUGCCGCUCCUGAACUGUACACGAUAGGCCAGCGAAACGGCGCGUUCAACUUUCGCGUCUUCCUGGCGUGGAUGUUCAUGGCCAGCUCCGAAGCCAUGCUGGUCUAUUUCUGCAUGUGGAGUCUAUACGGGCAUGCCCCGUGGACGGGAGAUGAUUCUAUCUUUGCACUUGGAAGUCUUACCUUUACCAUUGCCGUCUUUCUCAUCAAUCUCAAGAUCCAGUUCAUCGAAACACACAGCAAAACGAUCACAAACGCCAUUGCGAUUUGCCUCUCCCUUGGCGGCUGGUUCCUCUGGAACAUCAUCCUGUCUGUGGCCUACGACUCGGGCAACCAAAUCUACUACGUCAGCAACGCCUUUAUCCACGGCUGGGGCUCGUCACUUCCCUGGUGGCUCACCUUCAUCCUCAUUCUCGUCGCCGCUCUCAUAUUCGAAUUCGCAGUGCAGAGUCUCCGCUCAGCAUUCUUUGCUACGGACGCAGACGUAUUUCGUGCCUUGGAAAAGGACCCCGACAUUAAGCGCCGGUUUGAAGAGGAGGCGAGUACCGAGUUGCAGAUGGGCUGGGGAUGUACGAAUGAAAGCGCGGGUGCGAGUAAAAAAGGGUGGUUUGGCAAGAGGGUUUGGAGGAGCAAGAAGAAUGCGGAGAAGAGCCAAGGCGAGAUUGAUGAGUUGGUCAUGAGGAGGGUGCAGAAUCAGGAUGUGGGUGGUGGUGGUAGUGGUGGUGAUGCAGAGGAUGGGGGGGAUAUAGAUCGGAUUUUGAGUCGGGGGUAUGGCCAUGUGAGGGCUGCGUAG
Molecule: messenger RNA, 4323 nt
Organism: Exserohilum turcica Et28A
Lineage: Eukaryota; Fungi; Ascomycota; Dothideomycetes; Pleosporales; Pleosporaceae
Exons: 2
Coding region: 1-4323 (1440 amino acids)
Biological process (GO): endocytic recycling; intracellular protein transport; post-Golgi vesicle-mediated transport
Cellular component (GO): plasma membrane
Molecular function (GO): ATPase-coupled intramembrane lipid carrier activity; ATP binding; magnesium ion binding
Source: RefSeq, a predicted model, not a curated record